This is a messenger RNA of Moneuplotes crassus, 749 nucleotides long. Lineage: Eukaryota; Ciliophora; Spirotrichea; Euplotida; Euplotidae. The record is from the annotation of a GenBank genome assembly.
UAUUAGUUAACAAUAUGAACAAGAAAGAUAUUUACGAGAAAGAAUUUGGACUCAGGAAUAGUAUUAACAUAUGCACAAAGAGUUCUCUGCCAAGUGAUAUUUUGAUUACUCAAGAUGCCAGAGAGUUGAUAUAUUAUUUGUCGGUAGGAUUUGCUCAAAAAACCACUCAAGAAGCUGAUAAGAAAGUUGACGAAAUAAUGAAGGCUACUAAAUCGAAGGGGUCGAGCUUUCUGAAUUUGAAUCAUUUUGCUCAUGCUCUCAAGAGUAUGGGCUUUGAAGAAUAUCUUAGUCAAAUGUGUAAUAUUGAAGAUCAGAGUAUUCUUAGAAAGAUGAACUUUGAAGAAUUAGGCAAAGCUCUCGGCAAAACCUUUCCUGCAAAAAAGAAGAGAACAAAGAGAAAGCUGACUUUUGAAGAAGAAGAGGCUUUGAAAUAAAGAGCAAGCAAAAGUUUUCAGUGAAGCUCGAAAAGAGCUAGGACAUCCUGAUUAUGUAGAGCAAACAAAAGCUACUUCAGAGAAGCCAAUUCUACCAACAGCUACAAUCCCAAAACCAUUACCACAGACAGGUCUACCAAGUCCAAAGUCAACUACGAAUAUUUCAGUAACCGAAGAAGGAAAUUCAUCCCCAACCGACCCCUUCCUUAUCAAAGCUGCAAAAGAAGCUCUUUCCCAAGACAGCCACAAAAGUGAAGACACUAAGCAUGAAAUCUCAGACCACUAAAACUUUCGUAUCUUUCAAAUUCUUACUAG